Lindgomyces ingoldianus is the source of this 423-nucleotide messenger RNA. RefSeq lists its product as uncharacterized. The coding region runs from base 1 to 423 and encodes 140 amino acids. The record is from RefSeq and is a predicted model, not a curated record. Lineage: Eukaryota; Fungi; Ascomycota; Dothideomycetes; Pleosporales; Lindgomycetaceae. The transcript is spliced from 7 exons.
AUGGAUACUUCUGCUAAUGUAGCUAGACUGGAGUAUUACGACGGUAAAGAUUAUGGCUCCGGUCGCUUAGAGGGGCACAAACCUUCUGCAGUUGCCUUAAUUGUGGCGGAGCACCAUCAAGACGUAGCCGAAGGGCAACAUUCAUCGCUCCGCUCCCGCAUCUUAUUACCUGAAAUGGAGCACAAUAGGGUAGCUUGUACGGUCGCUAACGAAAUCGACUUCUAUUCGAGGGCAGCUGCAACAAAAUUCAAUCUAACUUAUGAACGAAAAGCACAUGAUUUGCCACUGUAUGAAAGGGGUGUGGCCGGAACGGAUUGCCCAGCCCCCCUGCUAGGCCCACUCCGCCAGGAUUCUAAACCGCUGAAUACACCCAGCUCCAACCCUUGUAUAUACGCUAUCAAGACUAGCCAGUCUACCAACUAA